This is a messenger RNA of Nilaparvata lugens (brown planthopper), 2002 nucleotides long. RefSeq lists its product as uncharacterized. The coding region runs from base 495 to 1157 and encodes 220 amino acids. Lineage: Eukaryota; Metazoa; Arthropoda; Insecta; Hemiptera; Delphacidae. The record is from RefSeq and is a predicted model, not a curated record. The transcript is spliced from 7 exons.
UUGAAACUUCAGAUACAGCUAGGCCUAUGUCUAAAGCGUUACAUUCGGGAGACAAGAAGAAGCUACAAUAAUAUCAAUUCACUAUAUUGAGUCAGCUUUGAUGGAAUGAGAAGCGAUGCUGAUGUUAUGUAUGAAGGUUACUGACAGUGUAAGUUUUUGUAAGUUGUGUGCAGGUGUACCGAAUAUUAAUUCGAAUUUGACGCACAUUGGCUGAAAAUUAAUGCACUGGGUAGGACGAAAACCGAAAAUAGAUUUUCCACAUAGGAUAACCGGAUUUGAAUGAACAUCAGUGCAUCUCAGUGCCUGGUGUUGUUAGCAUCUCGUCGGUCAUUCCAUUUCCUUUCAUCAUAUAUUUGUUCUAAAUCAGUACCUAAUAAAUAUUUUUCCAAGUUAUUUUCAUUUCCAUUGCAGUCCUAAUUCAUAAACUCGAUUAAUCCCUCAAACUUGGAUUCCAUCAACUUUCACCAGAUACAAUAAUACUGGCGAGCUGAAGAAUGCUGAUGAUGCGUUUGUGUGUGUGCCUGUGUGUGUUGGUGGUGUUGUCGGAGGCGGCUGGACCCAGUAGGCCUAGAAGCAAUAGACGGAGACAGUCAGUGGUCGGAGGUCAUACACCAUACGACCGCAGAGCUUCGGUCCAAAGAUCGGCCCCCGCUAGCUCGCUAGAAGAGGCUCUCAACUUUUGUAAAAUGAGAGUUCCUAUCGGACUUCCACCAAGAAGAACAAAUCUAAUCUAUGUUGCAGCUGGGAUCUUCAAUUUUCUAACUGGCAAUGAUCCUCUAAAUGUGAUGACCUCGCAAACAGCGCCUACCAUAUCAGCUGCCUUAAUAAGAGAAAAAGUUCCACUACGUCUUCAAUCAAGUGUGCUCGUGAGAACUAUACAAAACAUGAUAACUAAUCAGAGGAAAAGUCUGGAAUUGAUUCAGCUUGCAGGAUAUAUAAAAGAUAAUAAGAGCAACAUUGAAACCGCAAUCGACUUCUGUUCCAAUUUCAAUAACAACAUUUGGGACAAGGAAAACUUGUUAAAGCUUUGUGGCAAUAACAAGAAUCUCGCAGACUCUGUUGCUACAAGUGCAGGGAUUAAACCCAACCAAGUGGAAUAUGUUAUGCCUAAACAAGUGAAGUCGGCUCUACUGGCCAUACUGGGAAUCGAGAACUAGAAUAUUCGGAUCUGUAUGAAGGAUGGUAUGAGGAGGUGGAGGAGGUGGAGGAGGAUGAGGAGGAGGAGGAGGAGGAGAAGGAGGUGGAGAAGGUGGAGAAGAAGAAGAAGAAGAAGAGGAAGAAGAAGAAGGAGAAUUUGAGAGGAACUAUUUAUUUUAGUAUCUAUAUAUGUAAAAGAAACGAGUAUAAAAAAACAUCUAAGUACUGUCUAGAAGAUAGUCGUGUUUCAUAAGUUUUUGAGGUUUUCACCAUUAUGUAUCAUUUUAUUGUAAUUCAGGUUAGAUUUUCCAGUUCCAGGGCAAAUGCUAGAAGAAGAGCAACCGAAUUUGAAUGUGAAGAAGAAUUUUCGUAUCGAUAAAAAAUUUGUUUGAUUUGAUUCAUCAAUUCGUUAGCAUUAGCUGGUACGAUAACAAAUUACUCCCCAAUCUGAUUGGGUAUAUCUAUAAUAAGAUAAAAAUGAUUGAAUUUCUAUAUUGGCCUAGUAUCUCCUAUCAAAUAAAGAAUACAAUAGAAUUUCUGAAUAAAAAUUUUGAAGAAGAUAACAGGCUGGUUAGCUGAUCUUGUUUAAAUUUAGAGUCUUUAUAAAAUGAGGGAGUAUUCGCUCUUCUAAGUAAUAUUAAUCACGAACCGAAUAAAUACUGCGUUCCAAUUCGUGUGGACUUUCAACUUUUAAAAUUUUUAGACCAAAUUCAUUUCAAAAUUAUGACCAAAUUCUUUGGUUAUAUUGGUUAUAAAGAGAAGGGGUGGCUCGUUGGAGUAAGUGAUAACGCGCUGGUCUAAUAAUCAAGAUAACCCGAGUUCGAAUCUCGACCGGGACAAAAGCUUUUGACCACAGCACAAUCAC